Dictyostelium discoideum AX4 is the source of this 1356-nucleotide messenger RNA. RefSeq lists its product as hypothetical. Bases 1 to 1356 code for a protein of 451 amino acids. NCBI's taxonomy places the organism in Eukaryota, Evosea, Eumycetozoa, Dictyosteliales, Dictyosteliaceae. The transcript has a single exon. The record is from RefSeq and is a predicted model, not a curated record.
AUGACAAUAAUAACUUUACCAUUAUACAUCCAAAAGUUUAUAAUUAGGUUGAUUAGCCAUAAUAUCGAUUGUCAAAAUCGAUUAAUAGAUAUUUGUAGUAGUGGCAGUAGUAGUAGUGUUACUAGUGGAUAUAGAAAAAAUGAAAAAAGAAUAAAAACUUUAAUUUUAAAUAUGUCAUUAGUUUCAAGAGAAUGGUUUAAAACCUUAUCAAAUUUUUUAACAGUAUCAGUCGAUUUCAACUAUAAUGAUCAAGACCAAGAUCAACAACAACAUUAUUCAAUAAUAAAAAAAGAAAAUAUUGAAACAUUAAAACUGCAUUAUGAUCACAAAGAGAAAUCAUUUUACAAAUUAAAAUCAAAUGGUUGCAAAUAUAUAAAAAUAGAAUUAGAAGAAGUAAAUAACAAAAUAAUGAAAUUAUCAAAAUUACAUCAACAAGGUAAAGGUAAUUUUAAAAACUUUAUAUUAAGAAAUGUAAAUUACCAAAAUGAAUUUGAAAUAAUUGAUUCGUUAUAUCAAUGUGAACAAACAAAUUUAAUUGAUAUUUGUGAAUUUUCAUUGGUUAGAGAUUCUAUACAACAACAAGGAGAAAAUAAUAAUAAUAAUAAUAAUAAUAAUAAUAAAAACAAUGUUGAAAAAUUGAAAAAAAGAGUGAAAAACAUAGAAACCUUAAUAAUUGAUAAUUAUGCUGGUGGAGAUUUUUUCUUUGAAAUCACUAAACAUUGGUCAAACUCAAUUAAAAAAUUAAUAGUAGUAUCAAAAGCUUUUUUUUAUCCACUUUUUCAAUUAUUUUUAGAUGGUAAAUCUAAUUAUUUACCAAAUUUAAAAUCAUUAGAUGUAGGUCCAAUCUAUCCAAUUCAACUAAAACAAAUUUUAUUAUUUGGAGAAAAUAUAGAUUGUCUUUACUUUAAAACUUGUUUUAUUUGUUUAAUUAAUAACCUAAUUUCACCCAAUCUAAGAUCAAUUAAAGAUGAACGUGGGGAUAAAAUAUUUGGCAAUUGCAAAUUCUGUCAAAAAUAUUAUAAUAUUAGUCAUGAAAUUAAUAAUAAUAAUAAUAAUAAUAAUAAUAAUAAUAAUAAUAAUAAUAAUAAUAAUUAUGAAUUUGAAGAAAUUUUUAAAAGAAAUUAUAAUAUUAAGAAAUUAGUUUUUUAUGAUAAAUGUAUAUAUCAAGAUUUAACAAAAACAAUAAAGGAUUUAACAGACUCAGAAAUUGAAAUUUUUAUUUCAUUCUUAUCUCUGUUUAAAAAAUUGAAAACAUUUGAAACAAAUAUACCAUCUUUUGAAUUAUUUGAUGAAAUUAUAAAAAAAAAUAAAACAAUUACACAUUUAAAAUAUUUAGGAAAUCAAUAUGCUGAUUAA